AUGUCGGCAGAGAGCCCAGGUCGUAAGUCAGGCUUCAAAUCCUUCUUCUCCAAUGUCCUCCGGCCCAAAAAAUCGCGCCAAACCCUCCGGAAGGGUGACAGUCGAUCCACGACAGACCUGCGGCAGGCCGUUCGUCCAAGUCUCGACGAUGCUCCCCCAGUGCCCAGCCUCGCGCCAUUGCAACUCCAUCGAUUGAAAUAUCAAGCGACACACGCGAAUCUCGACUACAAUCUCGGCGAACGCCGCGACUACACAACCAUCAUUCAUUCGAUAGGAUGUUUAGAAAUGGACGACUCCACCGGGCCCGCCGACAUCUUCGACCCGAAUCGAGCACCCGGAGAAGGCGAUAUCGCGAAAUUAUCCUCGAGUCUAUGGGCGCAAAUCGCAUGGUAUCUGGAUCCAGCCUCGGCGGCUAGUUUAGCUUUUUCUAGCAUCACCUUAUACCGCCGGCUAAGGACCUUGGUCCUGGAAGAACCGCAGAACCAUGAUUUCAAGAUGCAAUUCCUCAUUGGACUAGACAUCUCUCUACCACAUCAUUUGCUGUGUUUCCAAUGCGGCCGAUACCACAGACGCACGCAGGAAGGCGCUGAACGUAUACGACCCGCCCAAGUGCUUAAUCCGCUAUUCAAGUGCCCCGAAGCCACGAACGUCCUGAACCCGCAAGCGCGAACUCGUAUCACGCACGGACGCACGCUGGCUUUCCCAUUUGUGCAAUUGGCCACGCGCGCGCAUAGGUAUGGUCCUCGGUACGGGAUCCCCGUGGAGGAUAUGGGAAGACGAUGGCACAAAGACGGCUGGUCGCAUGCUUCGCGCUUCUUUAUUCAUGAAGGACGGCUUUUAAUGCGUGUCACGAGUCAGGCGUUUGCGGCGCCAAGUUUACCACCUUCUUCGAUGCGAAUGCUCCUGUUCUCGCGUGACGACUACUGGCCUUAUUUCUCUGCGUGCGCGCACUGGCGCGAUGGUGAAUUGAUGUCUGUUUGCAAAUGUGCUUUGGGACAUAUCCCCGCGCCACGGGAUACUGGUGGACUGCAGGGUCUCGAGUAUAAAGUGAAAGACCGUUGGGUUGGACAACGGUUUGAUCCUAAUUCCUUGACCCUCUUAUGUGGAUUCUGUCGACCUAUGCGUCGAUGUCCCGAGUGUCCGAGUGAAUAUCUGACUGAAGUCAAAUUGUGUGAAGACAAGUCGGAUCCUCACAAGCUGGUGUUCAGGCAAGCGAUUGUGGUGACCCGCUGGACUGAUCUGGGCGAUGGCACUACCCCAAGCGGGUUGGAGUGGGGUGCUAUCAAUGGAAAACGGGAUGACUAUGACUCGUUCCAGCAUUAUGCGAAGCGUGGAAUUGCGAGUGUCUUUGAGGCUGCAUUCACGGCUGAUACGCUUCCUGGUCAGAGAGUCCUUUCUAUGAAUCCUCAGAAAAAGAAGCUCGGUGAGGAGGGGGAUAGUUGGUACUAG
Molecule: messenger RNA, 1449 nt
Organism: Penicillium maclennaniae
Lineage: Eukaryota; Fungi; Ascomycota; Eurotiomycetes; Eurotiales; Aspergillaceae
Exons: 2
Coding region: 1-1449 (482 amino acids)
Source: RefSeq, a predicted model, not a curated record